Messenger RNA from Wallemia mellicola CBS 633.66, 2439 nucleotides. RefSeq names its product Metallo-dependent phosphatase (gene Pzh1). Gene Ontology annotation, cellular component: nucleus; cytoplasm. The record is from RefSeq and is a predicted model, not a curated record. NCBI's taxonomy places the organism in Eukaryota, Fungi, Basidiomycota, Wallemiomycetes, Wallemiales, Wallemiaceae. Gene Ontology annotation, molecular function: protein serine/threonine phosphatase activity. The transcript is spliced from 3 exons. Bases 416 to 1180 code for a protein of 254 amino acids.
CGAAGUGCUAGAGCGAGAAUAAUUAAAAAUUAACAGGUUAAACAAUUUCUUUAAUAAAUUCAGUCAAAAGGAGGAUACAAAGCGAUCUCCUUCCCCACCACCAUUAUCUGCCCCGUUAGACGCACCACCGACAACGACAUCGACAACGACAACGGCAACAACCGUGGGACAGCAGCCGAGUAACACAGAUGAUGAUAGUAUAGAUAUUGAUGAUAUUAUACAGAGGUUAUUAAAUAUUGGCUAUUCAGCUAAAUACUCUAAGACUCUACCUAUAAAAUCAACAGAAAUUACCCAGCUGCUACAAUUAUCAAGAGACUUAUUGCUCAAUCAGCCGACUUUAAUAGAGCUAAACCCACCUGUUAAAAUAGUUGGAGACAUUCACGGUCAAUACUCUGACUUGAUUAGAUUAUUCGACAUGUCUGGCUUUCCACCUAAAUCUAAUUAUCUUUUCUUGGGCGAUUACGUUGAUAGAGGUAAACAAUCACUUGAAACUAUCUUAUUAUUACUAUGUUAUAAACUGAAAUACCCUGAAAAUUUUUUCUUAUUACGUGGAAAUCAUGAAUGCGCAAACGUUACAAGAGUUUACGGUUUUUAUGAUGAAUGUAAAAGGCGUUCAAACGUUAAAAUUUGGAAACAAUUCGUUGAUGUCUUUAAUUCGCUACCAAUUGCAGCCGUUGUUGCAUCAAAAAUAUUUUGCUUACAUGGCGGUUUAUCACCAAAUUUAACUACAAUGGAUGAUAUCAGGCGUAUACAGCGACCUUUAGAUGUACCCGAUUAUGGUCUACUUAACGAUUUAUUAUGGUCAGAUCCAAGUGAUACCGCUUACGAUUGGGAGGAGAAUGAACGAGGAGUCAGUUACUGCUUUGGUAAAAGUGUUAUAAAUGAUUUCCUCAGUCGAUAUGAAUUCGAUUUGAUAUGUAGAGCCCACAUGGUGGUCGAAGAUGGUUAUGAAUUCUGGAAUGAUAGGACUUUAGUUACAAUAUUCAGUGCACCAAACUAUUGUGGAGAAUUUGAUAACUUUGGUGCAAUAAUGUCAGUUUCACAGGAUUUAUUAUGUGCAUUCGAACUCUUAAAACCCCUGGACAGUCAAGCCUUGAAGAAAGAAAUGCACAAAUCUCGCAAAAGGAGAAAUCAGCAACAGAUAGCCAAUUCUAAUGAAAAUGUUCCGACGAAUGACUAACCAUAACCGUGCUCACCUAAUAUUUUCACUUUGUCUUGAAUGAUUUAAAAAAGCCUUGUAUCUUUUUCUAUUGAUAUGUAUACAAUUUGUUAUGUUAUUACAAAUGACCUGCUUUAGCGAGGAAACCGAACGGGGUGAUUAUUCUCUGCCAUGUCCAGAGACGCGGUGGAACAAUAUAACCCAAUCUACCCUCGUGAAGCCAGUGUUUCAUCAAUGGGAUUGCUGUUAUGAUCAAAAAUGUCCAUGCCCAAACUCUACCUGAAAUGCCACUGAUUUUGCGUUUAGUGAGACGUUCAAAUAGUAAUUCGAAGCCAAUCGCGACUGCAGAUAAUUGGAAAAAUAGCAUUGAAGGAUAGUGGUUAGGGUGUUUAACAUCAUUGAGGGCAUUCCGUAUGCCAUAUUCAUGCAAAAGACCACUGACAAAAAAAGCGCCUUGCAUUCCGAGCAAACUAGCCAAAUCGCCUUUUAUUCCUAGUCUUUUGCAGAUGAAUAAAAUAGGUUUGUAUCCACAGACGACGAAUUGUCUUUUGAAGAGAGCGUGCCAUUUGUUAGACCAAAAAUCAUGAAUACUUGUCAUUUGUAGAGGGUCUUGUAAAAGACAGGGCCAUCUCUCGACGUCAAAUCUACUUCUAGUGAGUUUCUUGACCGAAAAUACAGUAAGUGCUAUCAGGCGAUAACCGAGUGAAAGACCGGACCAAGCAGCAGCAGCAAGUGCAAUAGUCUGAACUACAUCACUCGCGAAUUGCGUACUAGCCGUUUGUCUGAAACCGAAACCAAUCGCCAGACUAUCAUUGUUAUCCAUUGCAUGUGUCAAGAUACCAACAGAGAUUGCAGAAAUAAACAAAUGUUUCAACGCAUCUAUAAUACUCUUGAUGCAGAAAUUAUGAUAGUAAACUUCAGGUAGUUUGUCGAGCGUGUAUCCCCAUUCCCAUCCUACACCUCUUAAGUUUGUAAGUAACUCAAAGAAAGCAGACCAGCCAAGAUCUUUGUGGAUAUCGCCUUCACUCUCCUUCAUACGUUCUUUUCGUGUUCCUAUAUACCUGACCCGUGAUCUCGGUGUGAAUCCCAAAUCUAUACUUUUCAUAGAGGCUACAAAUAGGGUAACAGCCCAUACAAAGCCUACUGGACCGUAAUCGUGAAAAUCCCCUUUCUUAGUGUUCGUAAAGCUGAAAUAUAAAGUUGGUAUAAUCAACAGCUUUCUGGAUAUGUUAUUAAAUCGUGUAGGUCUUGCACAUAUCAGCCGUAAUUGUAUCAAUACU